AUGUACUAUGAAUCGCCCUAUCAUAAUGAUUAUAUUCAAUAUGAUUAUAAAAGACCAGCACCAUUUCAAAUGAACUACAAUCAAAUGAAUCAACAACGAAAUUAUUUAAAUAAUAAUAUCAAUACAAUUCCUACAUUACCUUUAACAAAUAUUGUUCGACCACCAGUUCCUUCUAGACAAAAUAACAAGAAGUAUUAUUUGGUCUGCAUAGGUAUGCCUGUAAUAGAUUCGUCAUUAAACAAUUUUGUAAAUGUUCCACCAAAUCGUUUAACAUUACCUAACAUUUCCAAAUCAGACGAAUGGCCAUCAACAAACAUUUAUUCAACACCUGUAUCAAAGUCAAUGAUUGUUCAAAGUUUAGAAGAAUUAAAAUCUCCUUCAACAGAUUCGAUCACAAUAGACAAUCCGUCACAAACUGUUUCAAAUGAAAAAUCUCCAACAAAUGAAGCCGAUAUGAAAACAGAAUUUGUUAAUUUUCGUAAAAAACAAUUCGAAACAGGUCAUGUUGAAAAUAUAGUUCGUGAUCCUCAACGUGAAUUUAAAACAAAAAUAUAUUCUGAAAAGAAAAAAUAUGAAAAUGAAUGGAAUCGCUUAACUGCAAUAGCUGAUGUUGAAACUGUUAUGGAACGUGCAUCACAUUUUGAAGAUAUCGAUCCAGAUAAAUUUGCAAGAUUAAGAUCAAAAUUUCCAGUAUCACCACCAAUGCAUGAAAAUCUUGAACUUCAUCAAAAUUUCUUUUAUGAUUUUAAUCCAAAUCAUUUAUAUGAUUCUCAAUCACAAUUUAAAAUGAUUAAGCCAUCAAAUAGACAAUCUUCAAUCGAUUUAUCUUGUCCAUUACCAAUUCCAAGAGGCGGCGAUCUACGAAAUCUGGACUUUAAUUUUGAUCCUCGUUAUAUGAUACCACAAGUUCGACAAGAUCUAUCUCAAUCAACAACAAGUUCACAUUAUAAUCCAUUAGCAUCAACUGAAAGUUCAAGAUAUCUAACAGAAAAUUAUCCAACUAAUUCUUCAUCUCGUGGUGGGGUUAAUUUAAUUCGUCAGCAAUCAUAUAUUACUGCUGUUCGAUCAACUAAUCCGAGUGAACAACCAGAUUUUGUAUCUCAAUUUGGAACUCCGCCAACAUCAGAGCAAGAAAUGAAACAACGUCGAACACCUUAUUUAAUGAGUAAUGAUCAACGUAUAGCUUCUAAUCGAGGAGGUUAUGUUCCUUCGAAUUAUAAUAAUAAUAAUCGAUCAAUGGCACAAACACAAAAUACUUAUGACAUGAUUCGAGAACAAGAACCAAAAUUAAGAAAUUCUACUCAGCAACAAACACCAGCAAUUAAAAAAUUGAAGAACUUCUUUGGCGAAAAUAUAGCAUCAUUGGGUCAUGAAAUGGAACAUCGUCCAUCCUUAUCUCAAUCUCCAUUAUCUCCUCAUUCAUCAUCGGGUGGUCAAUCCAAAUCUGGUUCAAUAUUUGACGGUUCAACAGUUGAUGGAACUUCAAAUCCUCGUGAAUCAAUUUCAUUGACAACAAUGGCUGAUAAUUUAGAAGCAUCAAAAGAAGGAAUACUUUAUUGUAAAACUGUAUUAAAAGACGGCCGUCGAGCUGCUGAUCGUUCAUGGCGUGGAGCUUGGGCUGUACUUAGACGUGGAGCUUUAUUUCUUGGAAAAGAAAAAAAACAUGGGCUAUUAAUUCCACUUUCAUGUGAUUCAUUUCCAAUUAAUCUUCAAAAUGCUGAUGUUGAAUUAGCAAGUGAUUACGUUAAAAAGCCAAGAGUUUUCAAAGUAACAACAUCAAAUCAAAGUGAAUUUUUAUUUCAAGCACCAGAUAUGCAAUCCUUAAAUGAAUGGUUAGAUGUUAUCAAUGAGAACUGUGUUCCAUCAAAUUUACAACAAGAUAAUCCACAAAUUACGACUAAUGUUAAAAAUAAAAAACAAAGAAAAAGUACUGCAUCAUUGCCACCUAUUGUACCCAUUCAUCAUGAGCACGAUUUAUCAUCUGCAACUGGUGAACAACGUAAAUCAAGUUCGAAAUCGAAAGGUUCUUUUCGAAGUCCACCAUUGAAACGUUCUCCAAGUCUUCGCUUUCGUAAAUCUCAAAAAUCUUCAAUAACUCAACCUGCACAAGCAAUUCCGCCAUCAAGUGGAACAAAUUCUGCUCCGAAUGGUGCUAAUGUGACUUCACCACGUCGUUCAUUUGUUAAAUCAAUUGUCAAAAAGGGUCUUCGAACAUUAAAAUCAUCAUCAUCAUUAUUAACAAGCCAAAUGAGCGGACAAAUUUAUGAUGAAAGUAGUGGAGAAUCAUUAUCAUCAACAACGGGUGUUGGUGCACUUUCACAAGGAAUUAAUUUUGCUAUUGAAUUAGAAGAAUGUGAAUCAUCAUCCGUAUCACGUUAUAUUCCAAUUGUUGUCGAAAUUUUAACACGUCUUAUUGAAUUACGCGGAAUAAAUUAUCAAGGAAUCUAUCGACAUGCUGGAGGAGUUACGGCUGUUAAUUGGCUUGUUAAUGAAUUAGAUAAAGGUGCAGAAAAUAUCGAUUUUAAUUCUGAAAAAUGGUACGAUGUUAAAGCUGUUGCAUCAACAUUAAAAACAUUUUUUGCUAAAUUACCUGAUUCACUUUUGUCGUCAAAGAUGAGUAGUUUAUGUGUUGAAGCAAGUCGAAUCGAACGUCAUUGUGAUCGUUUAGUAGAAUUAAAACGACUUGUUGUUCAAUUGGAUGAUUAUCGAUUUGAAACAUUAAAAUAUUUAUGUGCUCAUUUUCGAAGAGUUGCUGCCAAAUGUCAUAUUAAUAAGAUUGAUGCGAGAAAUCUAGCCAUUAUAUUUGGACCAACAUUAAUAUGGGAUUCAAAAGCAUCGUUACAAUUAAAUCUUGUCGAUAAUCCAGAAAAAAUCAGAAUUAUUGAAUCAUUUAUUUUAUAUUAUGAAUGGUUUUUUACUAAUAAUUCUUAUGAAUCAAUUCCAAUUGAAAUAAAUCCUCAAAUGCCUCGAUUACCUCCAGUAAUAAGCCAUGGAACAAUGGAUUCUGAAACAUUAUUAAAUAGUGAAAUCAAACCAGGUGAAAUAAUUCAGAAUAUUGUCCAUGCAGCUAAAAGACGAUGGUCGUCUUCAAUUUUACUUGACACGAUAUCAUCAUUAAAUUCAAAAAAAUCAACAGCAAAUGAUCAACAAACAUCAAAACCAAUCAAUAUAUUUGUUAAAAGAAAUCGUCGACGAACUAAACUUAAUCGAUCAUAUUCAAUUGACUUGUUACUAAACGAGAAAAAUAUUCAACAAAUAGAUGAAAUAAUUUCAUCUAAAUCAACAGAUUCAAUGUUUUAUUCAAUGUCAGAUAAACGUUCGAAAAGUGUUAAAGAUUUUAUAAAUUAUUUUAUUUCAUCGAAAUCAAAACAUUUACAAAAUGAAAAUGUUUCAACUCCAUGUCUUUUGCAUACAAAAAAUGAAAAUGAAAAUAUUCAUUUUUCUGAAAAAACUUCAUUAUUAAAAGCAAAAUUAAUUCAACAUGACCAAAUUCUUCAAAAUUUCAAACAAACAAUAAAUCAAGCUGAUCAUCAACUUUCAUUAUACUAUAAAUCAUUAAAAGAAGAUUCUUCUUGUUCUUCACAUUCUUUACCUUCUUGUUAUUUAUCUUUAUAUGCCUUAGAACUUUUGUGA
Messenger RNA from Rotaria socialis, 3633 nucleotides. The record is from the annotation of a GenBank genome assembly. NCBI's taxonomy places the organism in Eukaryota, Metazoa, Rotifera, Eurotatoria, Philodinida, Philodinidae.